Molecule: messenger RNA, 6293 nt
Organism: Pseudoliparis swirei
Lineage: Eukaryota; Metazoa; Chordata; Actinopteri; Perciformes; Liparidae
Gene: smarca4a
Product: SWI/SNF related, matrix associated, actin dependent regulator of chromatin, subfamily a, member 4a
Exons: 34
Coding region: 614-5554 (1646 amino acids)
Biological process (GO): positive regulation of transcription by RNA polymerase II
Cellular component (GO): nucleus
Molecular function (GO): histone binding; ATP-dependent chromatin remodeler activity; ATP binding
Source: RefSeq, a predicted model, not a curated record
UGUUCUUUAUAGUGUUAUUGUUCUUUAUAGUGUUAUUGUUCUUCAUAGUGUUAUAAUAACACUAUGAAGAACAAUAACAGUUAUUGUUCUUCAUAGCUUUAUUCUUGACCCAUAAAGGGACUGUUAGGGUGACCGCGUGUGCGUGUGUGUGUGUGUGGCGCUACAUGUCUUUAGUCCCCUGACUUGUUGCUCCCCAGUCAGAUGCCUGUGGGGAACGUGAUCAUCUUCUCUUCAGCUGCGGACCAUCUGUCACCAUCAGUAUUCUGAAGAGGUUCAUGGACAUCACACCCCCCCACGGCGUUGGGCAAACACUUUCCCUUUGAUUUAUUGUGUGUGUGUGUCCACCGACCGAUCAAACAAUGCACCUUGAAAAACAUCAGCUUCGCCUUUCCCCCCCAAAAAUAUUUAACACGCGCAGUGAUAAAGUACGCCGCCAACCGUCCUGUGGACUACUUUUUUUUAAAGUAUGAUCUGCGGUGUAAAUUUGAAUAAGAGACGUCAUUGUUUUGAGUUUUUUUCAUUUGAGCUCAUCGUGAGCCGGAACUCAGCCGGUCAAGUCCGACCUGGUCUGGGUUACUUUCUGCUGACACACAUUCCCAGGCUCCCCUGAGAGAUGUCCACUCCUGACCCCCCGAUGGAAGGGACACCUCGGCCGGGACCCUCCCCAGGCCCAGGGCCAUCUCCAGGAGGCAUGAUUGGCCCGAGUCCCUCUCCCGGCUCGACCCACAGCAUGAUGGGGCCGAGCCCGGGACCUCCUGGGUCUGGACACCCGCACCCUCCACAGGGACCCUCGGGCUAUCCACAGGACAACAUGCACCCGAUGCACAAACCCAUGGAAGCCAUGCAUGAGAAGGGCAUGCCCGAUGACCCCCGGUAUGCUCAGAUGAAGGGCAUGAGACCAGGGGGACACAGUGGGAUGGGACCCCCUCCCAGCCCGAUGGACCAACACUCCCAAGGAUACGCCUCUCCACUGGGGGGCUCGGAGCACGCGCCCAGCCCCGUCCCAGCCAAUGGCCCCCCCUCGGGUCCCAUGAUGCCCGGUGGUCCCUCGGGUCCCAUGAUGCCCGGCGGUCCCUCGGGUCCCAUGAUGCCCGGCGGUCCCUCGGGCCCAAUGAUGCCCGGCGGUCCCUCGGGCCCCGGGCCUGGCCCUAUGGAGGGCAGCGGGGACUCAAACCAGGGAAUGGGUCAACCUAACCGCGGGGUCCCCCAGGGCCCGGGCGGACCCAGCGUUGCAGGAGGUGUACCCGGUGGGCCCGCGCCCUUCAACCAGAACCAGCUGCACCAACUCAGGGCUCAGAUCAUGGCCUACAAGAUGCUGGCGCGCAGCCAGCCGUUACCGGAUCACCUGCAGAUGGCCGUGCAGGGGAAGAGGCCCAUGCCCGGGAUGCAGCAACAGCCGAUGCCGCUCUCCGCGGGGCCCGGAGCGGUCCCGGGGCCCCCUCAGGCCAACUCCAACCGACCACACGGCAUGGUAGGUCCUAACAUGGUGCCUCCUGGACCUGCAGGAGUUCCACUGGAUAUGCAAGGCCCGCCUACCAAUGGACCCCCGAAAUCAUGGCCUGAAGGACCAAUGGUGAAUGCCGCCGCCCCCUCCAACCCACCACAGAAGUUGCUUCCUACCGGCAGACCCUCGCCCGCUCCCCCCGCCGCCUCCCCCGUGAUGCCCCCCCAGACACAGCCCGCCCAGCCGCCUCCCAUGAUGCUUCACCAGAAGCAGAACCGCAUAACCCCCAUCCAAAAGCCCCGCGGGCUGGACCCGGCGGAGAUCCUCCAGGAGAGAGAGUACCGGUUACAGGCUCGUAUUGCUCACCGUAUCCAGGAGCUGGAGAACCUGCCCGGCUCUCUGGUCGGUGACCUGCGCACCAAGGCCACCAUCGAGCUCAAGGCCCUGAGGCUGCUCAGCUUCCAAAGACAGCUGCGUCAGGAGGUGGUGGUCUGCAUGCGGCGCGACACCGCGCUGGAGACAGCCCUCAACGCCAAGGCCUACAAGCGCAGCAAGCGGCAGUCGCUGCGUGAGUCCCGCAUCACCGAGAAGCUGGAGAAGCAGCAGAAGAUCGAACAGGAAAGGAAACGUCGCCAGAAACACCAGGAAUACCUCAACAGCAUCCUGCAGCACGCCAAGGACUUCAAGGAGUACCACCGCUCCAUCAUCGCGAAGCUCCAGAAGGCCACCAAAGCCGUCGCCAACUACCACGCCAACACUGAGCGCGAGCAGAAGAAAGAGAACGAGCGCAUCGAAAAGGAGAGGAUGCGGAGGCUGAUGGCUGAAGAUGAAGAAGGCUACCGUAAACUCAUCGACCAGAAGAAAGACAAGCGCCUGGCCUACCUCCUGCAGCAGACGGACGAGUACGUGGCCAACCUCACCGACCUGGUGCGCGCCCACAAGGCCGUGCAGGCUCUCCGGGAGAAGAAGAAGAAGAAGAAGAAGAAGAAAAAGAAGCCAGCGGCUCAGGAGGGCGGCUCCAGCUCCCUGGGACCUGAUGGAGAGCCGCUGGAUGAGACAAGUCAAAUGAGCGACCUUCCGGUGAAGGUCAUCCACAUCGACAGUGGGAAGAUCCUGACGGGGCUGGAGGCACCGAAGGCCGGCCAGCUGGAGACCUGGCUGGAAAUGAACCCCGGGUACGAAAUAGCGCCGCGCUCCGACAGCGAGGAGAGCGGCUCGGAAGAAGAGGAAGAGGAGGAUGAAGAAGAGGAGCAACCUCAUUCCUCUGCGACUAAAGUGGUGGUGGUGGAGGAGAAGAAGAAGAUUAUUUCCAACCCCGAUGAAGUGGACGUCGAUAACACCGAUAACGCCAAGCAGGACGUCGAUGACGAGUACAGCGACGCAAGCUUCAACCGCGGCCUGCAGUCGUACUACGCCGUGGCCCACGCCGUCACGGAGACGGUGGACAGCCAGUCCUCGCUGCUCAUCAACGGGCAGCUCAAGCAGUACCAGAUCAAAGGCCUGGAGUGGUUGGUGUCGCUCUACAACAACAACUUGAAUGGCAUCCUGGCAGACGAGAUGGGCCUGGGCAAAACCAUCCAGACCAUCGCCCUCAUCACUCACCUCAUGGAGCACAAGCGCGUCAACGGGCCCUUCCUCAUCAUUGUACCGCUCUCAACUCUUUCAAACUGGGUCUUCGAGUUUGAUAAGUGGGCCCCGUCCGUCGUUCAGAUCUCCUACAAGGGGUCUCCAGCUGCUCGCCGCGCCUUCAUUCCCAUCCUGCGCAGCGGCAAGUUCAACGUGCUGCUCACCACGUACGAGUACAUCAUCAAAGACAAGCAGGUGCUCGCUAAGCUUCGCUGGAAGUACAUGAUCGUGGACGAGGGCCACCGCAUGAAGAACCACCACUGCAAGCUGACCCAGGUCCUGAACACGCACUACCUGGCCCCGCGCCGCGUGUUGCUCACCGGCACGCCGCUGCAGAACAAGCUGCCCGAGCUCUGGGCGCUGCUCAACUUCCUGCUGCCCACCAUCUUCAAGAGCUGCAACACAUUCGAGCAGUGGUUCAACGCCCCCUUCGCCAUGACCGGCGAGAAGGUGGACCUGAACGAAGAGGAGACCAUUCUGAUCAUUCGCCGUCUACACAAAGUGCUCCGGCCGUUCCUGCUGCGCCGACUCAAGAAGGAAGUCGAGGCUCAGCUCCCCGAGAAGGUGGAGUACGUGAUUAAGUGCGACAUGUCAGCCCUGCAGAGGGUUUUGUACCGACACAUGCAGGCUAAGGGCGUGCUGCUCACAGACGGGUCGGAAAAGGACAAAAAGGGUAAAGGUGGCACGAAGACCCUGAUGAACACGAUCAUGCAGCUGAGGAAGAUCUGCAACCACCCGUACAUAUUCCAUCAAAUUGAGGAGUCUUUCUCCGAGCAUCUCGGCUACUCUGGUGGAGUCGUGAGCGGCGCCGACCUGUACCGCUCCUCUGGGAAGUUUGAGCUGCUGGACCGCAUCCUGCCCAAGCUCCGAGCCACGGACCACAAAGUGCUGCUCUUCUGUCAAAUGACCACGCUCAUGACCAUCAUGGAGGACUACUUCGCCUACCGCAGCUUCAAGUACCUGCGUCUGGAUGGGUCCACCAAGGCAGAGGACCGCGGCAUGCUGCUGAAGACGUUCAACGACCCGGCCUCGGAUUACUUUGUGUUCCUGCUCAGCACCCGGGCCGGAGGCCUGGGCCUCAACCUGCAGUCAGCCGACACCGUCAUCAUCUACGACAGCGACUGGAACCCACACCAGGACCUGCAGGCCCAGGACCGAGCCCACCGCAUCGGCCAGGUGAACGAGGUGCGCGUGCUCCGCCUCUGCACCGUCGACAGCGUGGAGGAGAAGAUCCUGGCGGCCGCCAAGUACAAGCUGAACGUGGACCAGAAGGUCAUCCAGGCCGGCAUGUUCGACCAGAAGUCGUCCGGCUGCGAGCGCCGGGCCUUCCUGCAGGCCAUCCUGGAGCACGAGGAGCAGGACGAGGUCGGCGCGCAGGAAGGCAGCAAGGCCCGAGGCCAGUGGGAGGAAGACGAGGUGCCCGAUGAUGAAACCGUCAAUCAGAUGAUCGCCAGAAGUGAAGAGGAGUUUGAACAGUUCAUGCGCAUGGAUCUGGACCGACGCCGCGAGGAGGCGCGCAACCCCAAGAGGAAACCCCGCCUGAUGGAGGAGAACGACAUGCCCAGCUGGAUUCUGAAAGACGACGCCGAGGUGGAGCGGCUGACGUGCCAAGAGGAGGAGGAGAAGCUGUUCGGCCGCGGGUCGCGCCAGCGCAAGGAGGUGGACUACAGCGACUCGCUCACGGAGAAGCAGUGGCUCAAGGCCAUCGAGGAGGGGAAUCUGGAGGACAUCGAAGAGGAGGUGCGCCACAAAAAGACGACCAGGAAGCGCAAGAGGGACCGCGACUACGACGGCCCGGCCACGCCCGGCUCCAGCAGCGGGCGCGGCGGCGGGCGCGACAAGGACGACGACGGGAAGAAGGCGAAGAAGCGCGGCCGGCCGCCCGCCGAGAAGCUCUCGCCCAACCCCAUGUCCCUCACCAAGAAGAUGAAGAAGAUCGUCGACGCCGUCAUCAAAUAUAAGGACGGGACGAACGGCCGCCAGCUGAGCGAAGUCUUCAUCCAGCUGCCGUCCCGCAAGGAGCUGCCCGAGUACUACGAGCUCAUCCGCAAGCCGGUGGACUUCAGGAAGAUCAAGGAGAGGAUCCGGAGCCACAAGUACCGCGGCCUGAACGACCUGGAGAAGGACGUGAUGCUGCUCUGUCAAAAUGCCCAGACGUUCAACCUGGAGGGCUCUCUGAUCUACGAGGACUCCAUUGUGCUGCAGUCCGUCUUCACCAGCGUGCGGCAGAAGAUCGAGAAGGAGGACGAGAGCGAAGGAGAGGAGAGCGAGGAGGAGGAGGAUGACCUGGACGAAGGCUCCGAGUCUGAAUCUCGCUCGGUGAAGGUGAAGAUCCGGCUGAGCCGGAAAGAAAAGGGGGAUCGAGGAGGGAAAGGACAGCGGCGGAGGGGCCGCGGCUCCCGGGCCAAACCGGUGGUGAGCGACGACGACAGCGAGGAGGAACAGGAAGAGGAGCGCUCGGCCAGCGGCAGCGAGGAGGACUGAGGAGCGCCGCUCCCAUCGGCCGGCGGCAGCGAGGAGGACUGAGGAGCGCCGCUCCCAUCGGCCGGCGGCCCGCUGAGCCCCUUGACUGGACUUUAUAUAUUUUACUUAGAUACAGCAGGGAGACAGUCGGUGGCUUAGUUUUACUAGAUGAGCUGAUUUUUCGUGAGACUAUUGUAUUCUCAUUAAAGUAUACCAUUCAUUCAAAAGAAACUAUUAAAAUACAGAAAAACACUAAAAUAUGAAAGCUAUGAACCAUUCCCUUCCAUAUUUAAACCACGCUCCCAGUUUGAAUGGUCGUGGCUCUUUGCCUCCUUUUCUUUCCUCCUGUCAGUGGAACAUUGACAGCGCCUGAGUUAUCGACUGAUCGUGGGCCAUAAAGACAGCUAACUGUGUUCUUUGUUUUUUUUAAGUGGUCUUCAUUUUGUCGUCGUUGACUUUGAGACGACGCGUGUGAACCAGGAGUCACGGCGUUCCCUCAAGUCCUUUUUUUAAUUUUUUUAAAAACUUUUAUUUUGAAUGCAUGUCGUGCGUGUCUGUGGAAAAGCACCUGUGUGUGUGCGUGUGUCUUCGCUAUUAUCUCUGUUUAAUUUAAGACUACAAGCGGGAUCACGGUGCCCCCCGCCCUGCAGCCCCUCCCUCUCAGGUCGUGUAUGUAAAGGAGGAGGAAGGGAUAGGACCAUUUUUCUUGUGUCGAUGUCACUGGAUUCCAAAAAGUACAAUAAAGGCAUCUCAUCAUUCA